Messenger RNA from Calidris pugnax (ruff), 1028 nucleotides. Its product is annotated as translation initiation factor IF-2-like. The record is from RefSeq and is a predicted model, not a curated record. The coding region runs from base 1 to 714 and encodes 237 amino acids. The transcript is spliced from 4 exons. Lineage: Eukaryota; Metazoa; Chordata; Aves; Charadriiformes; Scolopacidae.
AUGGCGGCCCCACCUCCGCCCAGCGGCAAGGCCGCGGCCUCGGAGAGCCGGCGAGACAGCCCAGAGCCCGGCUCCGCGCCCGGCGCGCCGCGCUCCCAGAUAAUGGCUGCCGGCAGCGUCCCCCCCUACUCCUUCCCGGCACCUCAGCGCCGCCGGACUACAACUCCCGGCGUGCCCCGCGCGCAGUCCCCGCCCGCCUCCCAGCGCACCCCCCUGACGCGCAGUAUCAUGGGAAAUGCUUUAUGGGGCCUCCCCGGGGCCUGCCGUCAGCUCCCGGUUGCCUUCAAUGCGGGUGGGCUCCGGCCCAAGCACCCCCCGGGGUUACUCGCCCUUGCCGGGUGUGAUGGGCCCCGGCUGCCGGGACUACAGCUCCCGGCGCUCCUCGCCUUCCUCCCCCGGCCCUUUUCCCCGCCCUGCUCGCCAGGCCGCCUAGUUAAUCGCCAAACCCAGCCGAAGAACCGGGGACUACAGCUCCCGGCGUGCCCGGAGAGGCCCUCGGGUCCUCAGGCUGCUGUGUCACUGCAGGGGGACAGAGCGACGGGGGGCGGGCAGCUCCUUGCCAGCUGGCUGCUUCCCUUCCUGCCUAUUCAUCCCUGCCUGGUUGAUUUUUUAAGCCGUAGACCUGUAAGAGCGAAGCCGAGCGAUACCGACACGAGGACGCUGAGGAGGAGGAGGAUGAGGAUGAUUCUGCGGCCGCAGAAGGUGUUGGGUUGAGCCGGGAGGAAUGUCCCUGAUGGCACCUGAGCCCCCCGUCACCCCCCCUCCACGAGGAAAUCCCCAGCACCCAGAGCUUUGCCCAGUUUAAUCUGAAGCAGGGACGGGUUCAGUCGCGGCGCUGGGGGCGGAAGGAGAGCGAGGUGAUGAUUUUACUCAUUUGGGGACUUUACUCACCCCUUAAUUCCCCUGGGUCUCCUCCGCAGACACGCAAAGAUCUUCCUACACGCUUAAUUUCGCGCCCCCCCCGUGAGUAAUCCCAGUACCUCCAGCCUGGGCUCUGCAGAACGGGGUAUUUCUGGGGGGAAAAAAAA